Gilbertella persicaria is the source of this 472-nucleotide messenger RNA. Its product is annotated as thioredoxin-like protein. The coding region runs from base 88 to 405 and encodes 105 amino acids. Lineage: Eukaryota; Fungi; Mucoromycota; Mucoromycetes; Mucorales; Choanephoraceae. The record is from RefSeq and is a predicted model, not a curated record. The transcript has 2 exons. Gene Ontology annotation, molecular function: protein-disulfide reductase activity.
UACAAAUUUUUUCUUCUUUGUUCAGUAUAAAUAAUACGCGGUUGAUUAUUCUUUUUCGCUUUUUUUUUCUUUUUCAUCAUAUUAAACAUGUCUUUCCAAGAACCCAAGUCCCUUUCUGAAUUCCAAGAAUUAAUCAACCAAGAUAAGCUUGUUGUUGUUGAUUUCCAUGCUACCUGGUGUGGUCCUUGUAAGUUGAUUGCUCCCAAGUUGAAGAACUUUGCUGAAGCCUACACCAACGUUGUCUUUGCCAAGGUUGAUGUUGAUGAAGUUCCCGAUGUUGCUGGUGAAUACCAAGUUCGUGCUAUGCCUACUAUCAUGUACUUCAAGAACGGUCAAAAGCUCGGUGAAGUUGUUGGUGCCAAUAUCAAGAACAUUGAAGAUAAGCUCAAGGAAUUUGCUGCUUAAGUGUAUAAAAUCUAUAUCCAUUCGAUAAAUAAAAAGAAACUGUAUAUGACAUGGCUUUUAAACGGCA